Messenger RNA from Raphanus sativus (radish), 954 nucleotides. RefSeq lists its product as uncharacterized. The coding region runs from base 161 to 739 and encodes 192 amino acids. The transcript is spliced from 5 exons. The record is from RefSeq and is a predicted model, not a curated record. Lineage: Eukaryota; Viridiplantae; Streptophyta; Magnoliopsida; Brassicales; Brassicaceae.
GCAGAGAUCAACCUCCGAAGUCGCCGGAAUCGCAUCGGCUUUUGUUCCGUUGCUUAAAACACACAGCUUGCAGAGAUCGAUUGAGAACACGAAGCUGACGCUUUUAACGGUUCUAAUCGGAUCGAUUCUUUCUUUCAGGAGUUGAGCCAUCGCUCGAAGGAUGCUCGAUAGAGAAAAAUGCUAUUUGAUCUUCUGUCUUAUCUUCUUCAUGAUUGGUGUGCCUUGCUGCAGCCAUGAAAGCUUGUUUGAUGGAAAAACUUUGUAUGCUGGGAAGGAAUUAUGGAAGGAGACACUGCCAUUGCAAUCUGGUUCUCGAGUUUACAGAUUAGAAGGUCUUAAAUCAAAUUCUUGGUAUGAAGUCAAGAUCUCGUACCCAGCUUCUAUCCCAGCUCUGUUCUCUCUGCAACUAUUGAGGGACGGUGAAAUGGGUUUGAAGCUUAAUCAUAUGAGGAGAUUGCUAAACACUGAGAAGUUGAUCUUCAAAUCCCAAAGUCUUGAAAAUAAGGAGGGAUUGUAUGUGUUGGUGACGGUUGAGCCUGAAGGAAUCGUAGCUAUACCUAAUUUCAAAGAACGGUCUUUCAUCAUUUACAACAUAGUUUGUGAAGAACAGCUGUUAGGCAUCGCAUACUCAUGCUGGUCAGUGGUCCUUUUAGUAGUAUUGUGUCUCGUGGUUGCCCUGAUUCUUCCCCGGUUUCUCCCAUCUCAUCUUCUGAUCAAAGAUGGAGAUCGUGACCGUUAAUAAUAUCAAGAGGUAGCCUACGGUUUAAUAUCUUCUCUCUCUUUACAUAUGUUUUGUUACUCUGUUAGCUUCUUGAUGCUUAUUCAUCCAACUCGGUUUGGAUUUAGUUGUAUUAUAUUGGGUAUGAGGUAGGUAUUUUGGAUAUGUAUGUUUUCGGAAGAUUAUUUCGACAUGUUUUUUGAGUAAUUCUGUUUAUCCAACUUAUCUGUAUAGUC